Phycomyces blakesleeanus NRRL 1555(-) is the source of this 1674-nucleotide messenger RNA. RefSeq lists its product as hypothetical. The record is from RefSeq and is a predicted model, not a curated record. Gene Ontology annotation, molecular function: carbohydrate:proton symporter activity. Gene Ontology annotation, biological process: transmembrane transport; carbohydrate transport. The coding region runs from base 1 to 1674 and encodes 557 amino acids. Gene Ontology annotation, cellular component: membrane. The transcript has 9 exons. Lineage: Eukaryota; Fungi; Mucoromycota; Mucoromycetes; Mucorales; Phycomycetaceae.
AUGCCAAGUUUCCAGAAUACAUUUGGGGUCCAAAAUCCUGCCGAUCUUGAUGGUAUCGCUGCUAUGGGUUUAGCUUACCUUACUGCCAUAUUUUCUUCAUUGACUACAGGUUAUUUUAUCGAUCGAUUGGGAAGAAAAAAGAUAUUCUAUAUUGCAAGUAUAAUACACAUCACAGGCUCAAUAAUACAAGUCGCAUCAAACACGCUAUCAGUAUUUUUGGUGGGAAGAGGUGUUUCUGGAAUUGCCUUGGGCUUAUUGAUUCCACUAUAUCAAAGCGAAUUAGCAAAGGCAUCAAAUCGUGGUAGAAUGAUAUGCAUAUACCAAAUUGGCACAACAAUGGGUUCAUGUGUUGCCUUUUGGAUGUGCUUUGGUACCUUUUAUUUUUCAGAAAACAAUAAUUGGAAAAUACCUUUUGCUGUUCAAUUGAUCCCGCCACUAAUAAUGUUAUCCGGAUUAUGGGCUAUACCAGAAAGUCCUCGCUGGCUCAUUUAUCGAGAACAUUACGAUGAAGCAAAAUACAUACUCGAACAAUUACGCGACAAAACUGACGGUGAUAUGGAUGCGAGAAUGGAGUUUACCGGAAUUGUACAAGACGUUUCAUUUGACAAGAUAUACACCACAAACCCAUACACGGCAUUAUUUCAAACCGGCACCACAAACUACAGAAGACGAACCCUUCUUGGAAUCGGUAUCCAUGCUUUUACACAGCUUACCGGAAUCAAUGCACUAUUAUAUUAUCUUCCAGAUGUAUUAGAAGCCGCAGGAAUAAAAUAUAGACACACAGCAUUAAUUGGCAAUUGUGUGGGUGGAUCGGUUAGUUUCUUGGCCACACUUCCGAUCUUCUUUUACAUUGAUCGGCUAGACCGAAGAUUGAUUAUGACAGCCGGCGCAUUGGUCAUGGGGAUUUCACUCGUAGUCAUCUCGGCUGUUACGGCCCGAUUCGCAGAACGGAUUGUUACUCACGGCAGCGAUGUGUACCAGGGAAUGGAUUUCAGCUCGACAACAUAUUUGAGCAGCGAAGCAGCAACCUAUGUGAUCCUUGUAUUCCUAAUCAUAUUCUUCAGUGGAUUUUCGCUGAGUUGGGGAUCAAUGGGAUGGAUCUAUCCAGCAGAGAUUUACCCUCAAUUGAUCCGUGCUAAUGCAAUGGGUGUAACGACUGCAUCAAGUUAUCUUUUCAACCUGAUAAUUACCAUCAUAUCACCUUUCAUGUUUCGUAGCAUUCUGUGGGGUGCAUACUUGUUCUAUGGUUUGUUCUGUUUUAUAAUCAUAUGUGCCGUCCGUCGAUUCUACCCAGAGACAAAGAGAAAACCAUUGGAGGAAAUUAACCUGGUAUUCAGUGGGGCUUUGGUUGAUAAGCAACCAGGGGCUCAUCAUCCAACUACUGCAGCAGAGGCACUAUUGAGGAUGGAACAACUGCGAUACCGAGACAGGUGCCUAAAGUACGAACAGUCGAUCCAAGAGUUUGACGACAUGUGUCGUCCAACCAACCGUUUGAAUAGCACACCUUCGGGCUGUGUGUCUAUUAGCAUGCCGGAGGGUCGACCAUAUAGACCACCUCUUAAUCAAAUGACACCGAUAUCCGAACACUCGACUGAAGAACACAGUACUCUUAACAACCAUCGCCCUCUGAUUGUACCCCCAAAUUUGGAUACUGUUCAUCCGACCCAUACUUAA